Hordeum vulgare subsp. vulgare (domesticated barley) is the source of this 940-nucleotide messenger RNA. RefSeq lists its product as uncharacterized. The record is from RefSeq and is a predicted model, not a curated record. The transcript has 2 exons. Lineage: Eukaryota; Viridiplantae; Streptophyta; Magnoliopsida; Poales; Poaceae. The coding region runs from base 1 to 579 and encodes 192 amino acids.
AUGGUUCAACCAGGCUCGAUCAACCCCUCCUCUCGCUACCUCCCACCCAUCCCGUCCUGUUUUUUUUCAAUUACCCUCCGAAAACCAACCGCAACCCCGCGCACGAAGAAAAAUCGCUCCACCCACACGCUCCUCACGUCGCUCCAAGAAAGGCAUCGCCUCGCCUCGCCUCGCCGACCGAUAGGGUUCCUGCACAACUGCCUCACCAGAUCCUGCUCACCGGAUGCGAGACGCCGACCUCGCCGCCAAAACUCUGGCCCCUCUACGCUGCAGAGCUCCUUCCCCGCCUCUCACUCGCCCGACGCCGGGCACCGACAUGACCCGCCUCUGCACCACAGCUCCUUCCCCGCCUCUCACUCGCCCGACGUCGGGCACCGACAUGACCCGCCUCUGCGCCACCUCGCCCCGCCCUCACGGCCGGAUGCGUCUGCCAAGGCCACCCAGUCCCAGCCCGCUCAUUUGACGCUGGUGAUUGAUUUAAUCGGAUUUUGCAAGCAAUCUGAAGCCAGCAUGUCAUGUUUCUUGCCUGAGUGGUGGCAAAUAGAGCCGAACAGUACUUGUCGUGUUCAGUUUAAAUGAUUUAAGAAAGAUUUGAUUUUCCCCCACACAAAAAAGGAAGACUUGAUUUGAUGCUUCUAACUGAAUAUAUAUGUAGUCAAACAAUGGAUAUUGUAUAGAUUUGAUUUCCCCCCCACAAAAAGGAAGACUUGAUUUGAUGCCUCUAACUGAAUAUAUAUGUAGUCAAACAAUGGAUAUUGUAUAAAUCCAUCAUAUUCAGAGGUAACAUUGUGUGUCAUUUUUUUUUGCAACCAUGAUAGGAAGUACUAUGUGUAUUGAUGGAGCUAGCACUACAUAGUAGAUAGUACCAUCAACAUGUGUCUAGCUGAAGAGCCCUUGCCCCUCAUUCCAUGUAUGUAUGCUUUUCUCCUGAAGUUUUCAU